Dentiscutata heterogama is the source of this 690-nucleotide messenger RNA. Lineage: Eukaryota; Fungi; Glomeromycota; Glomeromycetes; Diversisporales; Gigasporaceae. The record is from the annotation of a GenBank genome assembly.
AUGGGAAAAAACCCAGGUUUUAUGGGACAUUCUUCAGAUAUUGCUGGAAACAGUCAUAAAGUGGUUAAAGAAAAUGAAUAUGAAGAAGAAGAUUUUAGUCGGCUAGCAAUCUGGCAACUCAAAGACUCAGAUAAGAAAUAUAAGCAAAUUGAUGAGUAUUCUCAGAAAAAAGCCAAAAAAUGGCUUGAGAAAUAUGUAGAUAGCUUGAGUGGUAUUAGUCCCAAAAUGAUACUUAAUUGUAGAUAUACUUACAAACGUACCUACAAGAAUGCAAUCAAAACCACACAAUCUAUAUUACAUCAGAAGAUAGGUAAUACCUACGAGAUAUUUCAUGGGGAAUGGCUUAAUUUUGAGGAUUUUAAGGCAACUAAUACUAUUGAAAGAUUAUGGAAAAAGGUUGUGGAAUAUGCUAGAACAUACACCGAGAAUAAUAAUCUCUCAAUAAGUACUGAGACAAAAAAAUCUAUAUGCUACGACUUUACAAAAUGCCUAAAUGCACUUAUCCUAUUUAUCGAGAAAUAUGAUACCUUUUUCCAUCAUUUAGUAUAUCAUAUGCGAUAUAAAGAACAUAUAUCCAUCCCAGAUAAGAUUGGACAACCUGAAACUAUGAGAAAAAAUGAGAUAGUUGUUAAGCAACCUAUUAUACCCAAUAUAACGAAAGCUGUUCGACUAGCACUAACAAUUUUCUAA